Messenger RNA from Trichoderma citrinoviride, 1479 nucleotides. RefSeq names its product aldehyde dehydrogenase. The record is from RefSeq and is a predicted model, not a curated record. Gene Ontology annotation, molecular function: aldehyde dehydrogenase (NAD+) activity. The transcript is spliced from 5 exons. The coding region runs from base 1 to 1479 and encodes 492 amino acids. Lineage: Eukaryota; Fungi; Ascomycota; Sordariomycetes; Hypocreales; Hypocreaceae.
AUGGCCCCCUCCGCAACCUCCCCUCCCCCAACCACCACCGGUCAACCCAUCGACCUGCAGAGCAACUACGUCCAGAUCAUCAACGGCAAAAGCGCUCCAACCGAACACACCCGCCACGGCAUCAACCCAGCGUCCCUCGAGCCCAAGCCCGCCGUGCCCGUGGCCACGCAGGCGGACCUCGACCGCGCCGUCGACGCCGCCAGGGCCGCCUUCAAGAAGUGGUCCCGCGUCCCCUACGAGGAGCGCCGGGCCGCGGUGCUGGCCUUUGCGGAUGCCAUUGACAGGCAGCGCGUCGAGUUUCGGGACCUGUUGAUUUCGGAGCAGGGGAAGCCUAUCCCCCAAGCAGAUGGCGAGACGGACGCCGCCAUCGAGUGGAUCAGGGGCAUGUCCAACAUCAAGCUCCCCGAGGAAGUCGUCGAGGACAACGACAGGCACACCGUCAUCACGCGGUACACGCCCCUGGGCGUCGUCGCCGCCAUCGUCCCCUGGAAUUUUCCCCUGCUGCUCGCCACGGGCAAGAUUGCGCCGGCCUUGCUCACGGGGAACGUCAUCAUUGUCAAGCCUUCCCCGUUUACCCCCUACUGCGGCCUCAAGGUCGUCGAGCUGGCGCAGCAAUUCUUCCCUCCAGGCGUCGUCCAGUCUCUCAGCGGUAACGACAACCUGGGGCCGUGGCUCACGAGCCAUCCCGGCAUCGACAAGAUCAGCUUUACCGGCUCGACGGCGACGGGAAAGCUGGUCAUGCAGAGCGCUUCCAAGACCCUAAAGAGAGUCACUCUUGAGCUCGGCGGCAACGACCCAGCCAUCAUCUUCCCAGACGUCGACGUCGACAAGGUCGCCGAAAAGGUCGCCCUCUACGCCUUCCUAAACUCGGGCCAGGUCUGCCUCAACCUCAAGCGCAUCUACGCCCACGAGGACAUCUACGACCAGUUCCGCGACGCAAUGGUCAAGCACGUCCGGGCCUACGCCCUCGGCGACGGCGCCCAGCCGGGCGUCACCCACGGCCCGCUGCAGAACGCCAUGCAGUACGACCGCGUCAAGACCUUCUUCGACGACAUCGAGAGGCAGGGGUGGAAGGUCGCCGUCGGGGGCAAGAUCGAGGCCCCGGAGAAGGGGUACUAUGUUGCCCCGACGGUGAUUGAUCGGCCGCCGGAGGACUCGAGGAUUGUCGUCGAGGAGCCUUUUGGCCCCAUUGUUCCUCUCCUCUCGUGGUCCUCCGAAGAAGACGUCAUCGCCCGCGCAAACAACACCUCCAUGGGCCUCGGCGCCUCCAUCUGGUCCAACGACAUCGACAAGGCUGCCCGCAUCGGCCGCGAGAUCGAGGCCGGCACCGUCUGGAUCAACACCCACUUCGAGAUAUCACCCAUCGUGCCCUUCGGAGGGCAUAAGGAGAGCGGCAUCGGCGCCGAGUGGGGGACCAACGGCCUCAAGAGCUUCUGUAACGUCCAGUCCAUGUUUGUCAACAAGCAUGUCGUCAGCUAG